AUGCGGUUCGCAGUCAUCGCGGCGCUCGCGCUGGCGGUCGUGGGCGGCGCCGCCGCCGCGGCAGGCGCGACGCUGGCGAGCCACAUGCCGGCCGCGCAAACCGGCGCGUCCGCAGUCGAAAAGGAGCUGCCGUGCUGCGUUCCGCUUGGCAGCAACAUGCAGCUGCGAUAUGCCGUCAACGCGUCAGCGGGGCGGCUCGAGCUGGCCUUGAUCGGCGCCCUCAACCAGCACGCGUGGAUGUCGUGGGGGCCGGCGGACCCGCGGGCGACAAACAGGCUCAUGGGCAGCGCUGACGUCAUCGCAGGCGGCUUCUCAGACAUCAACAGCGCCCCCUGGGUUUCAGACUUCUUUCUGUCUAGCUACACCCCGUGCGACCUCUCAGACCCGCCUUCGGGCACCUGCCCGGAUUCCGCCCUCAACAUAAACCCUAAAACCGGCGCCGUGCUCGCCAAGACGCCCGCCGCGGCGCUCGCCCUCAACAACGUGAAGCUCGUCUCCGCCUCGCGCGCCGACGGGAUCACCACUCUGCGGGUGUCGCGGCCGCUGGCGGCGGCGGACGUGCUUGAUCACAAGAUUGACCCCGCCGCCGCCCUCAACUACAUUUGGGCCCACGGGCAGCUCUCGGCGCCAGACCCUGCCGCGACGCCGCAGGCGCGCGACCCGGCAGUACGCCUACGCCAGCACGGCUCGUCCCGGGACGCGUACGGCGAGAUGGAGCAGUUCAAGCUCUCCUCCUGCCCCAAAGCCUGCCCCAAGCUCGUCCCCUCUGGCGAGAAGGACCCCCCGCCGCCGCCGCCGCCCGUCGCGCCCGCGCCUGCCGCGGCCAAGGCCGCCGACGUCGGGCCGCUGCUGCUGGCCGGCAACGGCGCGCGCGUGUCGUGGGAGCUGAAGAAGGGCGCGGCGGGCGCGAGCGGCGUGCUGUUCUCGUUCAAGGCUGCGAAGAAGUCGCAGUGGGCGUCGCUGGCAAUCGGGGAGGAGAUGGUGGGGGCGCGGUCCUACAUCGUCUGGAAAGACGGCAAGACCGGCGCGCUCAAGUCGGGCGUGUACGACCUGGAGUCUUACAAAGCCGCCGGGAUCAAGCUCCUGCCCCCUCCGCCGGCCGCCGGCCCGACCGCAUCGCCGCACGGGGGGGUCGUGUCGAUGGCGGCCGGCAAGGACGGCCUGCUGUCGUUUGACGCGUGGGUGCCGCUGCCGCAGGGCGCCAAGACGCUGCCGCUGCUGUGGGCGCUCGGGGACGACUGGACGCAGCCCCCCAAGGAGGUCGCGCGGCACUAUGACUGGUCCAGCAAGGCCACAAAGGUUGAUGUCACAGUGUCAAGGGCGGCCGCGCCGCCAAAGGCGCGAAAGGUCAUGGUUGCGCCCCCCAACUGCACCCUCAAGCACCAGUCCGAGAUCCUGCGGCUGGGGGACGGCUGGUGCGACGAGCUGGCGCCCUACAACACGCCGGAGUGCGCCUACGACGGCGGCGACUGCUGCAACGCCAAGGCGCCCUUCUACGACUGCCGCGACCCCAAGUCACCCCUCUUCGGCAAGGCCUCCCCCCGCGGCCUGCGCCUGCCUGCGCCGCGCAACCCUCGCUACACCGAGGGCAUGGGGCGCGUGCUGUCCACCAAGCAGCUGGUCACGACCUACAACAACUUUUACGAGUUCUCUACGGACAAGAACGCCUACGCCUACGUGACCCCCGAGGCCCGCCAGGCGAUGGAGCUUGCCAACCCCAAGUUUGGGGGGUGGGCCAUCACCAUUGACGGCCUGGUGGCCAAGCCAAUGAAGCUUGACGUGCGUGACAUCAUCAACAUGUUCCACAUCGAGGAGCGCAUCUACCGCCACCGCUGCGUCGAGGCGUGGGCCAUCGUGGUCCCUUGGAUCGGCUUCCCCCUGCGCAAGCUGGUGACCGCCCUGAAGCCCCUUCCUGGCGCCAAGUACAUCCGCUUCGAGACCGACACGGGGCCCUACCUGCCAAACAUCAAGUCGGCCAUCAGCCCCAACGCGCCCUGGCCGUACGUGGAGGGGCUCGCAACCUUUGAGGCGAUGAAUGAUCUGGCCUUUGUCUCCAUCGGCCAGUUCAACUCCACGCUCACGGCCCAGUCCGGCGGGCCCAUCCGCCUGAACCGGCCCCUCAUACUCUCCAUCCGGCGGCGUGGGAGUGUCGACCCCGGCCUUCCCGACUGUUGGUUUUAA
Monoraphidium neglectum is the source of this 2181-nucleotide messenger RNA. RefSeq lists its product as hypothetical. The record is from RefSeq and is a predicted model, not a curated record. The coding region runs from base 1 to 2181 and encodes 726 amino acids. The transcript has 11 exons. NCBI's taxonomy places the organism in Eukaryota, Viridiplantae, Chlorophyta, Chlorophyceae, Sphaeropleales, Selenastraceae.